Messenger RNA from Lolium rigidum, 360 nucleotides. Its product is annotated as elongation factor 1-beta-like. Gene Ontology annotation, cellular component: cytosol. The coding region runs from base 1 to 360 and encodes 119 amino acids. Gene Ontology annotation, molecular function: translation elongation factor activity; guanyl-nucleotide exchange factor activity. The transcript has 4 exons. Gene Ontology annotation, biological process: translational elongation. The record is from RefSeq and is a predicted model, not a curated record. NCBI's taxonomy places the organism in Eukaryota, Viridiplantae, Streptophyta, Magnoliopsida, Poales, Poaceae.
AUGCCCGGAGGUCGUGAGAUGCCGGACGAUUUUGAAUUCGAACUGGUAGAUCCUGGUCGCCGCUUCUACAACGCAUUUUCGGUCUUGCUCGACGUGAAGCCGUGGGGCGACGAGACCGACAUGGCCAAGCUCGAGGAGGCCGUGCGUGGCGUGGCCAUGGAGGGACUCACCUGGGGCGCAUCCAAGCUCCUUACCGUCGGGUACGGGAUUAAGAAGAUGCAGAUCAUGCUCACCGUCGUCGACGACCUCGUCUCCGUCGACAGCCUCAUCGAGGACCACCUCUGCGCCGAGCCGCUCGACGAGUACGUGCAGAGCGCCGACAUUGUCAGCUUCAACAAGAUUUGUUGGUUCAACCCGUAG